AUGAAUUCAUUCUUGUUUUACGAUCCUUUAUUCAUUCUUCCUUAACAGAUGUUGCUCUAACAAAUAGUCUAAUACAAUUCCAUGUUAGCCUUCAGGUAAAUACUUUAAUUAACUUUCAUUAGAAAUGCUUAUACUAUUUCUCAAUCAACAAGCCCUUAAAUUUAGCCUAAAUCUCCUCAAGAGUGCUCCACAAUAGAAUAAAACACUGUUAAAAAUGAUGAAACUAAUGAUGACUAAAGCUCUUUUGAACUAUCUAAAAGUAAUAAAAUAAAGAAAAAUAUCAAAAAAACUAAAGAAACAAAGCCUGAUAAGACAAAUCCUUUUGAAAAAAAACAUAAUAAAAAGAUAUUUCUUUCAAUGAAAGACAUUAAAGAUGUUUAAUAUAAAAAGUAAAAUAUGUCAUCUAUGAAGAUUUAAAUUUGUUCAGGAAGACUAAAUUCAAGAAGGCCCAACUAACCUAGAGGAGAAGAAAUGA
Messenger RNA from Paramecium sonneborni, 475 nucleotides. The record is from the annotation of a GenBank genome assembly. Lineage: Eukaryota; Ciliophora; Oligohymenophorea; Peniculida; Parameciidae.